AUGCAGAAACUCAAGGAGGAGUCAUUAUAUAGAGAUGUCAACAUUCAGAAAGAUAUAUCAUUAGGCCAUGGUGUUCGCCUACCAUAUAAGCGUGCUUGGAUGGAGAAGGAGAUUACACUGGCCACCAUUCAUGGUAAGGAGGGUUCAAGCUGGGAUGCAGGCCAUUACUUUUUGUUGAUGGAACUCAUUAGCUUGGCAAAUAAUAAUUGGACUUGGUUUCUUGCUACUCUCGGGGAGGCACUGUAUGGUGAAGAUGAUUACGAGGAAGUUAUUACAUUCAUCUCAGAUUGGUCGAAGGUUCUUGUUAAUGCAGUUGCGCUCAUAUUCCUGUCAUCACCGCAUGUUUAUUGUCUACACCAUUUGGAAGCCAACUUCAUGAAGGCUAACGACAAGCUCGGGAAAUUAUUGAAAGAUCAAUAUUGGGUUAUGCGGUGGUGCGAGAUGUACAUAAAUAUAGCAAAGUCUUUCAAUGCCUUGAUCAACGAGGCAAGGCAUCUACUGGUAAUGAGCAUGGUUGAUACUAUAUGUGAGCGGCGCGAAGUGUCCGCCAUGUGGGAUACAUACCUUUACCCUAAGAUACUCAAUAAGGUUGAAGAAAUCAUCAAAAGUAGUUGGCAUUUGCGGGUGGGCCGAUCAAGCAAUGACACUUACGAAGUGGUUGACAAUUACAACAGUGCUAUCAACCUACAUGACCGGAAGUGCUCCUGCAAGAGAUGGGAAGUACUUGAACUCCUAUGCAAGUAUGCAAUUGCCACGAUUUUGCAAACCGACACAAAUGUACACUGCUACGUUGAUGAAUAUUUUACAGCCGAAUCAUAUCGUCAUGCAUAUGUCAAACCAAUAUACUCAAUCCCUAAUAGUGACAUGCCAUUCGAUGACACCCGUCAACUUAGAAUGCGGCCACCGAUAGCAAAGAAAUGA
Molecule: messenger RNA, 921 nt
Organism: Dioscorea cayenensis subsp. rotundata (Guinea yam)
Lineage: Eukaryota; Viridiplantae; Streptophyta; Magnoliopsida; Dioscoreales; Dioscoreaceae
Exons: 5
Coding region: 1-921 (306 amino acids)
Molecular function (GO): zinc ion binding
Source: RefSeq, a predicted model, not a curated record